GUCCGUGCUCGCUGUGCUCCCAACAUCAAACUUCUGUAAGUUCACAUUAAAUCACGGACGUGUAUAUUAUAUUUCCUGUUUGCUUGUGAAGAUCAUCUUACAUUCAAGCUAUGUUAGUUGUACCGAUUCUUUUUAAUAUUGAACAUCAAUUUUUCUGCUUAUAUUCCUUCAAAGCACACAUGAAGCGGCGCGCACGCAAACAUGGAUCACGAACUUAGAUCCCCUAUCUACGUCCAUGCAUGGAUCGACUUUAGUGAGAGGAAAAGUUUGGUUCGUUGUCGCGCUUGGCAACAACUUUUAUUUAUUUAUUGUUUUAUGUUUUAUUUAGGUGUCACGAUGAUUUGAACCUAAUUGGGGCUUGUUUGUCGAUGACUUAGGCCGUUAGGGGGUAUCACCUAUACACGUCGAUCGUGGUGGGUGUGGUACAAAAAUAUAUUGGCUUUGUAUUGUUUUUAUUUCAAUUAUCAGACAGUAUAUAUAUACAUACUUGUUUCCAAAUGUAUUUUUUAUACUUCUUCUAUGUACUAGUAAAUGUGACAUUGUUGUUAUGUGUUCUGUGGGCAGUGGCCUUUGACUGAAAACACACUCACUCUAUGUGCAGAUCAAUAUUCCGAAAAACCGCUAAGCCACGCACAGCAUAUGAAAACAAGGGAGCGAACGAGUUUGAUGCAUUGCCCGCUCGGUCUAGUCAAGCAGAACUGUGACGAGUGUUACCUCUGAUGAGCCGCCUGCCCACAGCAUUAGCAGGCAAAGCAAAAAUCAAUGGAUAGAGAUUCAUCACCGUACCAAGUUCUUGAGGUUUUCCAACCUCUCACAAAGCAGAAAUGCGGGCCCGUGCGUCGGCCAGACGAGAGCAGAACGCUGGCAAGUGUGGCUGUGUCCCGGGUGCAGGACGCUGGAAGCCAGACCAGCGCGCGCUCUCUGCGAGCGGCCGAUGCUGCGUUUCGCAGUUGCGUCUCCGAGAUAACAGGAGCCGCGUUCUCAGGGCGUGGCAAGCCACACGGGUGACACAGGUGAGGGUGUCAGUCUUUUGUUCCCGGUCAGUCGUCGAGCCGCCUACAAGAUGUAUGCCAUCUUUUGCCCCCUUCUGAGUUCUAGCCUUGUAAUCGUCGAUUACAAGAUGAGAAAGAAACGCAAAGAGCUGUAGCCGUGUGGAUGUGCGCAAGAGUUGCUGGCUGCGCGGCGGCUAGUCAGGAAUCCUGCCGACCAUCACAUCUCAGGUGUUUUAUUGUUGUUGUCCUGCCGUCUUUGGGAGAGUCGCUGGUGGCCACUGUCCAUCUCACGUCUUCACAUGUUGCGCUAUGGCGGAAGCGCUGCAGCAGGAGUGGCAUGGCGGACCCAUCUCGGAACGCCGACUCCGGGGAGUCAAGAUCAACCCCAUCUACCAAGAGAGCGACCGAAACGUCACCAACAAGGACAAGGACACCCAGUCAGAGAGUGCUCUUCCCAUCGGAGAGAUCCAGAUCGAGAUGUACGAGAGCCUCCCUCGCAACAAACAAAAGAUCUUCAAGCAAAACUCCGCCCCUUCUCUCUGGACUCCAAGCACCACAGUGGAUCGAGAUUUUUCGAGAUGGCGUGGGUUUUGCGACAAAAACGUUGAGCCACGGUCUAGCGGUGGUGCCCAUGAUGGCAACAACAGCCCAAGCUCCCUGGACAGAAAAUCGCAGAAAUCUCAGAAGAAGAAGAACCAUCCUGGGAGUGCCAGUAACAUUCAGUGGUCAUUUCUUGAUAAUCGAUCGUCGCCGAGACAUCGCGAACCUAUAUGGGAUGCGUUCAAGAACGUAGAGAAAAAAAUCCCCCCCAAGCUCCGCGAGGAGUCGCUGGAGGCGGUUGGGAAUGACUUCCCAAGUGACGUCAAGCCUGUAUCGGCCGACAGUGACAUUAGCUUAGCCGACUGUGAUGCGAGGUCAGCCACCAUAGGGGAAACCCUCGACACUGCCAACGACGCUGACACCAUCAGUGUUCUGUCAGAAUACGGUGAGACUGAGCCGUCGGGAGACAACCCUUUGCCUUAUAACCGUGACUCGUUCCGCCGAACACGCAUCACCGCCUCGUCCUCCCUCGACCACGUCCUCCACUUCGUGAUGGAAGACCCCAGUGGAACACGUCCUGCUCAGGGCCUGCAUCCGGGGCUCACGUGCUGCUUCAGACACUUCUGUGCCUACUUCCUGCCUCAUCAGUCCUUGCGUGGACAGACUGAGAAGAUUGACUAUGCUAGCGCAAAGCUUUUAAAAAAAUUGUUUGCCCUGGAAAAAGUUGGGGUGCUUACCCUGAAAAAUGGAACGAAGACUUCUCUAGAUCAUUCAGGCAGUGACUCACUGUUCAGUCGCUUGCACUUCAGUAGCGAGGACCUUCGCCUGCUAUUUCCUUCUAGUUGGGACUUGAGGAAGUGUGUUUGCACAACCACAUCAGAUGCGUGUCAUGCGCAUGACAGUGAUUUGCAGUGUCAUUUUCACCACGACGUGUGCAGUGAGAGCUUCAGCAACAAAAAGAUUGAUAUUGAACAAGGAAGGAACGGAUUCCCUCGCGAGAAAGGUUUGUCCAAGAGCCGCCUGCAGUCCAGCACGCACUUACCCACUGAACUUAGCCACUUGCCCAACUCAGCAUUGGUCACAGACGGGAAAAAGCAGAAGGACUUGAAUGGUAAUGACAGUACGCCAGAAGGAAAGAAGGAGAACAGACCAGAAGCGAGGAGGUUCGGCUGUGACUACAGUGACCACCUACAUGUACCUAUCCCAGCAUCAUUUUUAGAUGUUUCUUGCCAUAAAGAUACCACAGAGUGCCUUCACCAUAGUUACGUCAACGAGACAGAAGAAUACGUGAAACUAGCUGACAAGAAUCAAAGAGAAACUGGAACCAAGCAUACCUCGACUUGCAAUAUUCAUCUACAAGAGACUUCUGGAGCUCAUAGAACCAAAGUUGCUUAUUUUCAGGAUUCUAUCUCCGAAAGUGAUGAUGACUCAAUAUUACAAACCACCACUGACAUGAGCAAACGAGUGGCGGCCAGGACAGAUGUCGAGGAUUUUCUGGACAACAACAAUUACUUGGAAGGAGUGGACAUGUGCACGUCACCAGGGUGUGAGAGGUGUCGCGAGAUGGAGACGGUGCAAGCUUUCCCAGGUACGUGUGGCAGCCGUAACGGAGAGCCCAAGCGAGACCAGCGGAAGAUGCCACUGACCGUAACCCUCACUGAGGUGUGCCAAGAAACGUGCAUUUUUCACAAUCAGGCUUUAUUCCAAAGUCUGGUGGACAGCAGCAAGCGAACGGACGAGCUCAGUAGCCUUGAUGGCUCUGGGGACAUGAUGACGGCAUCACUUUUGGCUGGUAAGCAGCAGCUCAGAGACUCGCCUUUUAGCCCCGGAGAGUUCAGCUCUAAUACAGCACCGACACACAACGCGUCAGUUGUUCUACGGGCAGAUGAUCUAAACGCACCUGCCUACCUUCAGCGAUACCUGGAGGAAGCUCAGAGCCAAUACCUGGCAAACAAGGGCACCAGCGACGUCGCCCACAUCAGUGGCUCUGGAAACUUCCCAUCGGGCGACGCCAGCCUACACGUUGAUGACGACCUUCUGGAUGAGAAUUUUAUCAGAGAACAGAUCGCCGCCGUUGACGCCGCAUGUGAGGACGCCAUGCGACGCCAGGCAAGUUGCAACAGCGGCGGCAGCAGCAGCAAGAAGAUGAAGAAGAGCAAGAAAGACAAAAACCGGUCCAAGGAGAAGAAAUCCUCAAAGGCAGACAGCGGUUCCGCCACAGGGUCCAAGAAAAACAAGUCUAUCCGCGCCAGCAUCGAGGACAUCGACGCCGAGGAAGACGAGGGUGGCGCGUGGCCCGGAAGCUGUGACUCCAGGGUUAACCCCGGCGGUCUGAGCAUCGUGCAGGUGGGCGGCAUCACGACCGACGACCCGGCCUUCGAGAUGAUCGUCUCCGAUGAUUCUUACGAGGAAAUCCCAUACGCCACACGCAGACGCCAGCGCCUGCGGGAAUCCGGCCUAGACGGCUGGAAGGACGAGACUCCCUCGUCACUGAGAAACCGCAUCAUAAAAGCUGCCCUCUGCACCUUCCUCAUUCUCUUUGUCAUCGGCCUCAUCAUCGGUCUUGCCAUUCACUUUACUGGCUCCAGCGCCAAGACUAUCGACUCGGAGAGUUCGGCGCUUGCCAAUGUCAAUGGCUACCCUGCUGGAGGGUUUCCUCUGCAAAGGGCAAUACGCCGAUGAUAGCACAAAACCUCCUCUCCCUCCUCUCCACCCACCUCGCCCCGAAAAACCUACAAGCAUAAGCAAGGAUAAUUACCGCCAUGGGUCCAAAACACUAAACGUACACGCUCUUAAACCCGCUGUGUUUAUAUUUUGCAACACUAGCACAAUCUGCAUAAAGUAAAUGCAUAUUAACAACUGAAAUACCUACUGUUGGUACAAAAUAAAGAAGCAC
Molecule: messenger RNA, 4428 nt
Organism: Pomacea canaliculata
Lineage: Eukaryota; Metazoa; Mollusca; Gastropoda; Architaenioglossa; Ampullariidae
Exons: 6
Coding region: 1302-4214 (970 amino acids)
Source: RefSeq, a predicted model, not a curated record